CAGGUCUCACGAAACCGCAGCAUAUUAUUGCGUCUUCGCCCAAGACAGACCAGCAUCUCCUCGACCAGAUGGCGGCCAUCGGCUGCAGCACGACCCACCACAACGCCGAAGCCACCGCCCACUCGGACGUGGUCGUCAUCUCCGUCAAGCCAGCGGUCGUUCCUCGCGUCCUCCACGACAUCAAGCCCUCCGUGACCUCCGCUCGACCCCUCGUGACCUCGGUGGCACUCGGGGUCACUCUGGCAACGAUGGAAAGUGUCCUGCCCACCGAAACGAGGGUCAUUAGGGUCAUGCCCAAUACCCCGGCGCUUGCAGUUGGGGCGUCGGUGUUCGCGAGGGGGACACACGCCACGGAGGCCGAUGCGACGCUCGCGCACAGGUUACUCUCAGCUGUGGGAGAAUGUGACGAAGUACCAGAAAGUUUCCUUGAUGCUAUUACGGGGCUGAGUGGAGCUGGCCCAGCUUACAUGUACCUGGUGGUGGAAGCGCUGGCUGACGGAGGCGUCAAGAUGGGCUUGCCAGACUCGCUAACUCGCCCGCCACAAACCAUGAUGAAAAAAAUACAUCAAAAUAACAACCAAUUUUCAGGAGCAGCAGGGGUGAUGGCGACGGGGAAACAUCCGGGACUCUUGAAGGAUGAAGUGUGUUCUCCGGGAGGUUGCACGAUCCAGGGAGUCCACGCCCUCGAGAAAGGCGGCAUUCGGGCGGCCUUCAUCGACGCCGUCCACGCAGCCACGACAACGUCCAUCUCUACUGCGAGUGGAAGUAGGCCUACACCCCCCUCCCGAGUGGAAAGUAGGCCUACACUCCCCCCUCCCCGAGUGGAAAGUAGGCCUACACUCCCCCCUCUCCGAGUGGAAAGUAGGCCUACACUCUCCCUCCCCCUCCCCCUCCCUCCAUGGUUGGUACUCCUUGGUAGGGUGUCGUAGGGGAGGAGUUCGUGUAUGUGGUUGCUUGGUAAGAUGAGGUAUGUGUGCGUGUACGUGUGUGGAGAUAUAGAUAUGCGUACACAAGACAUGUACCCUGGUAGUUGAGUGUACUACCUAGAUGGCAAGUAAAAUCUGAGGGAAAAAUCGAGAGCUGGGGUCCUUAUGACAGUUUGAUGGGGGACUUCAGCUUCGUCCUGGCAUCUCCCGUGACAGUGAUGGUGUCAAGGGCGUGGUUCUUGCCCGUUCCUUGGGUUCUGUUGUGCGGGAUGCAGCUUGUCUUCCAUAUAACCCUUGUCAUGGUCUGCGCCAUCUUUUAAAUCUGUGAGGCGUAGAGCUAUGGUGAUUAAUGACAAUGGAUUCCACACAUACACACGCCACAAC
Messenger RNA from Penaeus vannamei (Pacific white shrimp), 1310 nucleotides. NCBI's taxonomy places the organism in Eukaryota, Metazoa, Arthropoda, Malacostraca, Decapoda, Penaeidae. The record is from RefSeq and is a predicted model, not a curated record.